GAUAGAAAAGGAAGCCAAAGUGUCAACAAGGACACUCACACACAUACGGAGCACAGGACGCAGGACUAUUGAGUUUAUUCCCCGCUGGCGAGCAAUUGAGCAAUUGCGGCAAAAAUGGAUGCGCUACGCUUUCGUGGUACAUCAUUCGCACGUUUCGGUGGCAAUUCGUCAUCAUCAUCCUCCUCCACAUCAUCCAGCACACCAGGACAUCCCCUUCCCCAUCCCCAUGCCCAUCCGCAUCCACAUCCACAUCCACAUCCACAUCCCCAUGCACAAGCACAUGGCAAACCGGAGCCACUAAUUGUUGUUGAGGAAUCAAAUUUACCAGAAGAACUUGAACCAGAUAGCUCAGAGACAACAUUCUCGAAUCGAGCCAGUUUGGAUAUAGAUUCACCAGUGAAUCCCUAUCUACUAUCACCAUGGCGAGAUCCGCGCGAGGCACGCAAACAUUCCCUACCAUCGCAACAGGUCACCGAAGGUAUAACCGCCAGUCAAGUGCGUCGUCUGUCUGAGCGCGGUGGCGAGGGCUCGGGCCCAUCGCCAAAAGAGGCCGCAUUUCUGGCCACAUUGUCACAGGCUCCAGCACCGUCGGGUCGUCGCCAUUCGGUGGUCACCAUAUCGAAGGUUCCGACCACAUUGUUUGGUCGCUCGCGUCGCGAAUCUGUCGCUGCAUAUCCCUCGAAUAAUGGCAGUAGCCGUGUCCUUAACUCUCGACGAGAGAGCAAUACUGGACCCCCAUCGACAGAUCCCAUUGGCAGCAUACACAAUCUGCAGCUGGACAUUAUGGAUGACAUCUAUUUGCAGUCGCGUAAGGCUCGCUUGAAGCUUUGGACAUCCAGCAAUGAGAAGGUUUGCGAGGUGCAAACUGUCGAUGAGGCCGGGGCUGGGGCUCCGGGACGUCGUUACACCAAUAGACGUUACUCCGAGUGCCCACAGCCGGGCGCUACUGCGGCUAAUGCCUACCGGCGGGCCUCCGAGCAUCCGCAAGGAAUGCCACAGGUGACCAGCAGCAUUUCGCCGCAGCCGCCAACAUCGGCACGGGCAUCGACACGUCGCAAAAAAUCGGGCAGCGGUGGCGGUCUAUUGGGCAGCCGGACUGAUUUGGCCGGCAUAUUUAGCUCAUUGACCAGCUCGGCCAUGGAUAUGCAUAGACCGGAGCCAGAGGGUGGCAGUUCCAGUUCAUCGGCAGCCACCACCAGCAGUCCAUUUCUGAGUAAUACGUUUCAGGCUGCUGCCCGUGGGCGUACUACUAGUGCCACGCCCACGCCAAGUGCCGCACCAUCCUCGGGCGCUUUGUUAGAUCCAAAUGCUGGCAGAUCGACACGUUCGAACAGCUUCGAUGUGUCCAUACUGAACAAUGCCAAGCAACUGGUGACCGAGGCUCAGGAUAAUAGCUCAGCGGCAUUAUCGGGAUGGUUUGCCAAGCGUCAUCAACCCAUGGCCAGAAAGAAGAGUGUGCGCAGCAAGAGCACAGCCAUGGCCUUGUCCAAGGAUAUGCUGGAUCGUUUGCAGAAGAAGGACCCUUUGGGCGGUGACUCGGGCAAACCGAAAUUAAAGCCACGCAGCAAACAGAAGAAGAGCUGGGCCGAUACCACCAAGGCGAACAUUGUCGAUGCCACAGUCUUGGGCACCGCCAUUGAGGGAUUUCUGCGUAAGAGCUCAAACGCCAGCAUGGCCGGCGGCCCCUCGACAUCGGCGGCUGCCCGCUCGUCUAGCUCCAGCAAGGGGGCCAUACCCAAAGACGCCUCUGGCGGUGGCGGCGGCAGCAGCAGCAGCAGUCCUGGCGGGGCACGACGUAGUCGUCAAUCGAUGGGGAGUGCAGCCCAGUCUCAGGCUGGUCGGGCCAUGCGCUCCACUCUCAAUUGGUUUGGCAAGGGUGACGAGGACGACUCCAAAGAUACAUGCGAUGCCUCCUUGUGCGCCACCCUCAAGGAUCUGUUUGUCAAAUAGGUCGGGGGCAGGAGGCGCAAGUAGAGUGGGACGUGGCGGCAACAAUAAUACUGAAUACCGAAAUGGCGAGCUACUUGCAUCUCUGUGAACCAAUCCUAAAGGAAGUUAAUUGAAUUUGAAUCGAAAUGAACUUUGAAAGAAGCAUAAAACGAAUAUUUGAUAGCCGACAAAUGCUAAUGAAAAUGGAACAAACCCAAACGUACAACAGCAGUGAACCGUGAACAAUAAGCAUAAAAACAUUACCAUAGACGUAAUCGUAAUCAUAACCGAAGCUGUAACCGUAAACGUUAUCCUGUAACUGUAACCUGUAACCUGUAACCUGUAACCCUUUAAUAUGACCCAUAAUUAAGGUGCAGUCAACGGUAACAGAAGCGAGAAACGCUUUUUUUUUGUGGUGUGGCAAGAUUGCAGGUGAGUUUGUUGCUUCUAUUUUUGUUUUUUGUUGCUCUCGUUUGAGAGAAGACCGAGGAGAAUAUUUAGAUCUAGGCAAGACAUACAGCAUAUAUUUACAUACAUAAAAAGUACAUUUUUACCCAAAAAAAGAAAACAAAA
Messenger RNA from Drosophila willistoni, 2502 nucleotides. RefSeq lists its product as uncharacterized. Bases 115 to 1950 code for a protein of 611 amino acids. The record is from RefSeq and is a predicted model, not a curated record. The transcript has 6 exons. Lineage: Eukaryota; Metazoa; Arthropoda; Insecta; Diptera; Drosophilidae.